CAAAAAUAGCCGGUGUGCCAGUCAGUGCGGCGAUGUCGACGGCGAACGACGUUUCGACGGUACGGUUCGGCCGGUGGUGGUGGUGCUGGCGGAGACGAAGGAGGAGUACUACCUGCGGGUCAACGACGAUGCCGACCGGAUACGCGACGACCAUCGUCCUUCUCGGUGUCGUCGCGGUGUUAUGCACCCUGCUGGGCACCGUGGACGCCGUCGCCAGGACGAAACCGGACGAGCCCCGGUCCAAGAGUGGCCAAAAGGAGGCCGAGCCUGUCAUCGAGGAAGUUAAUGCGAAACAGCUCGAGCGACUCCUCAACGAGAAGGAUUUUGUUGCCGUGUACUGGUAUGCGAGAAGUUGCACGACAUGUGACAAGGUGUUGUCCGAGCUCGAGAAGAUCGACGACGAUACGGAUCACUUUGGGGUGGACUUCGUCAAGAUCAACGACAAACGUCUGGCCAAGCAAUAUGGUAUCAAGAACUUCCCAGCGCUCACGUAUUUCCGCGAGAAGGAACCGAUCAUCUACGAAGGUGACUUGAUGGACGAAGAAAACGUGCUGGACUUCCUGACGAGUCUAGAAGCGAUGGACCUGCCCGAUCGCAUCGAAGAAGUAAACGCAAAGAUCUUGGAGAAGAUCGUCGAGGAUACGGAAUUCGUGGCAGUCCUUUUCUGUCCGGAUACGCAACGAUGCGCUGGCGUUGGUUCUAACAAGCCUGACUGCAAAAAGUGUCUGAAGGCCCUUCAAGAACUGGAGAACAUCGACGACGAGGCCGAUCAACUGGGUAUCGGUUUCGUGAAGAUCGCCGACGAACAACUCGCCGACGAGUACAAUCUAGGCCCUCUUCCGGUUCUGGUCUACUACAGGCAUCAGAUUCCUAUAAUUUACGAGCAUGAGCUUAGCAGAGAGGAGGACGUACUAGAAUGGCUGGUAGCGAACAAGAGCACGGGUGACGAAGAGGACGUGAUCGAGGAUGUGACUGCGAAGACUCUGCAUACCCUGAUCGGGAAUAUCGACAAUCUAGUUGUUUUAUUCUACAACCACGGUGACGAGGAUUCGAUGCAAGUGCUGACCGAGCUCGAGAAGAUUGACGACGAUUGCGACAAGCACGGGAUACAAUUCGUGAAAAUCGACGACGAGAAAGCUGCGAAGGACUUUGGAAUCGACUCGGUACCGGCGAUCGUGUACUUCGAGAAACAAAUCCCGAAUCUUUACGAUGGGGACGUGGAGAACGAAGACGAAAUUUUAGAGUGGUUGCUGUCGCAGUUGGAGAAGGACGAGAUCGAGGAUGUCACUGACGAGAUGUUGGAUCGUUUGGUCAAGGACGGAAAAACCCUUGCCGUUCUAUUCUACGACAACAACGACCGAAAAUCGCAAAAGGUUCUCAACGAACUGGAAAAUAUCGACGACGAGUGCGAUCAGUUGGGGAUAAUCUUCGUGAAGAUCGACAACACGGAGGAAGCAAAGGAAUACGGUAUCGAAAAGAUCCCCAGCAUGCUCUACUUCGAGAAAGGAAUACCAACACUGUACGAAGGGAACCUAGAGGACGAAGAGAAGGUUCUGAAGUGGCUGGAGGGUCAACAGAAAAGCGAUCAGAUCGAAGACAUCACGGAUGAAAUGCUCGAUAUGGUCAUCGAGAAGAUGCCUCAUGUAGCCGUCCUCUUUUAUGACAAGGAUCAGAAGAAAAGCCAGAAGGUCCUUGGUGAAUUGGAGAACAUCGAUGACGACUGUGACCAGCAUAAUAUAGCGUUCGUGAAGAUUUCCGAUGUGGAGGAAGCCAGGGAGUACGGAAUCGAUUCUCUGCCUACACUGGUACUCUUCGAGAAAAGGAUACCACACGUGUACGAAGGAGAUCUGAUGAACGAGGAUCAACUGCUCGGCUGGCUGCUGCAUCAGAAGAAACACACAGAGAUACCGGAGGUGACCGACGAGAUGAUGGAGAAGCUGAUUGAGACCUCGCCGUACUUGGCAGUCCUGUUUUACGACAAGGACGACAAGCAGGACAUGCGUAUCCUGAACGAGUUGGAGAACAUCGACGACGAGCUCGAGAAAGAAGGGAUCGUGAUCAUUCGUAUGGACAACGACGCCGAGGCGAAGGAAUACGGCAUCGAUCACCUUCCGACUCUCGUCUACUUCGAGAACAAGAUCCCGGCCAUCUACGAGGGAGAUUUAUUGAACGAGGACGAAGUUCUCGAGUGGCUGGUCGAGCAGAAGAACACCGCCACCAUCGAGGAAGUGACGGACGAGAUACUGGUCGAUUUGAUCGAAGAGCACGAAUACGUUGUCGCGUUCUUCAGCGGAGAUUGCGAGGAUAGCGACGAGUGCGAGAAAGUCCUCGAAGAGCUUGAGAACAUCGACGACGAGCUGGACGAAACUGGGAUCAUUUUCGUCACUACGGAAGACACGGGAUUCGCGAAGAAACACGGAAUCAAAAGCUUCCCCACGCUGGCGUUCUUCAGGAACAAGGAGCCCCUAAUCUUCAAGGGCGAUAUCGAGGAUGAGGACGAGGUUCUUUCGUGGAUCACCGACGAGGACACUCUCGAGAUACCAGGGAAGAUCGAGGAAGUGAAUUCCAAGAUGUUGGAGAACAUUCUUGAGGAGAACGAUUACAUUGUUGUCUUCUUUUAUAAGGAAGGAGACAAGAAGAGCCAGAAGAUCCUGCAAGAACUUGAGAACAUCGACGACGAGUGCGAGGAGAAAGACAUCGACUUCGUGAAGAUCUCGGACGAAGGGAUCGAGAAGGAAUACGAUCUUCCUGGGCUGCCAGCGCUGGCUUUCUACAGGCACAAAUUCCGUCAGGUUUACACAGGUGACAUGAUGCACGAGGAAGCGAUUCUAGAGUGGAUACUGGAGCUCCGAACUCAGACACCGGACGUGAUCGAGAACGUCGACCGGAAAACUCUACAGGUGCUGAUCAACGACGUUGAACAUCUCGCUGUAUUCUUUUACGAUGACAAAUGCGAAACGUGCUCGGAGAUACUCGAAGAGCUGGAGACCAUCGACGACGACACUGACAAACACGGUAUACAAUUCGUUAAGUCGAACGACGCGAAAUUAGCCGCGGAAAUCGGCGUCUUCUCGUUUCCGGCGCUCGUUUAUUACGAGACUGGCGUGCCCAUCAUGUACGACGGUAAUCUUAAGAACGAGGAGAGAGUUCUGGAAUGGCUAAUCGAACAGAAAAGUAAUGAUGAUGAUGAUGAUGAUGAUGAUGAUGAUGAUGAUGACGACGACGACGAUGAAGAUGAUGAAAACGAAGACGAAGAGAGUAAUGAGAAAUUGAACAAAGCCCUGAAGAAAAUCCUGGACAAAGGUAAAGGUCCGACGACAACCGAGGAGGCCGAAGAGGAUUUCACGUGAGAGAUCGAAGUGUGACGGGCUUUGUGUUGUAUAAUGCGCGAAUAUAAAGAAUCACCAAAUAGAAAAGCAAAUAAUAUACCAUGUACAAUGAUAUCCCUGCAGAAAAACAGAUAGAGAUAUACAUGAUUUAUGUAUAUAUCCCACGUAGAGCGAUUCGAGUUGAACGUAACAAGUAAUCUAAAGCGAAAGAUUUGAUUAAUUGGAAAUCUUUUGGGCCGUCUGCUCGCCGUACAUGGCCGAGCUGGUGGCCGUAGGGCGUACCUGCAUGA
Messenger RNA from Frieseomelitta varia, 3619 nucleotides. RefSeq lists its product as uncharacterized. The coding region runs from base 33 to 3350 and encodes 1105 amino acids. The transcript has 18 exons. The record is from RefSeq and is a predicted model, not a curated record. NCBI's taxonomy places the organism in Eukaryota, Metazoa, Arthropoda, Insecta, Hymenoptera, Apidae.